GGCUCGCUGAUUUGAAGAAGAAAAAGUCCUCCAAGGCCCCGAGGGGAACGGAUGCUGGUGUCCCAAAACCCGCCUGUGACUUCUUCAAGAAGCCGGAGGGGCCAUCGGCGGCCCCAAAUACUGAUGCUGCUGCCGCUGCCAAGAGGAAAGGCGCGGGCAAGGCUCCAGAGAGCAAAAAGCCCAAGACCGGGGAUGUCGGGAAGAAAAGUCCCUCGGUGGUCAUUGUUGACGAUUGCCCCGCCUCCAGGGUGCACGAGGAGAUGACGGUGGCGGAAGUGCCGGGGGGUGUCCGGGAGCCAUCUUCCGAGGUCCUGACGGUUUCCCUCCCGGUUGGUACGGCCGUGAUGAAUGGCACGGCUGACCCGAGGGUGCUUCUAAGGGGUAUAACCCCUGAGAUUGACAGAGCAGCCCUCGGUGCUGAUGAUGACCAAGCCCUUGAGGAGAGGAUCCUCCGGUCUUCCCUCACGAAGUGCAUUGCCCUCGGAGAGCAGGCCCGACGCCUAGAGGAGUGGAGUCUUCGCAAGGCCGAGCAGGAUGCCAAGAUGCGGGAGCUCAUCCGCCAGAAUUCCGAUGACAUCCGGCAGAUGGCUAUGCUGGAGGAGAGCCUUCGGCAGAUGACCCUGCGGGCGGAAGCCGCAGACCGGGGCAAGGCCGAGGCUGAAAGGUCCGCAGCUGAGGCCCUUGAGAGGGCUGCUAGGGAGGCCGAGGCCGCCAGAGCGGAGGCCGUCGAGAAUGCCCGAGGGGACGCCAUCUCUGGUUUCUUGGCAGGGGGGUGGCGAGCAGAGGAGCAUAAGCAAUGGCUG
This is a messenger RNA of Cuscuta europaea, 803 nucleotides long. Lineage: Eukaryota; Viridiplantae; Streptophyta; Magnoliopsida; Solanales; Convolvulaceae. The record is from the annotation of a GenBank genome assembly.